Molecule: messenger RNA, 1794 nt
Organism: Metopolophium dirhodum (rose-grain aphid)
Lineage: Eukaryota; Metazoa; Arthropoda; Insecta; Hemiptera; Aphididae
Product: UPF0193 protein EVG1 homolog
Exons: 4
Coding region: 120-818 (232 amino acids)
Source: RefSeq, a predicted model, not a curated record
UUUCAUAAUAAUUGAUAUAAUAUUUUUGAGGUGUUUAAAACGCAUUGUUCAUUUUACAAUAAUUGCGGUUUAAGGGUUAGUUGUUGUUACACAAUCAUUGUUACUGUAGGAAAAUUGAAAUGGCGUACCGGACAAAAAUUUGCAACGAAGGCGGAAUCUUCAAUGCAUCUAGACCAUCCGAAUACAGCGCAGAAACUAGGAAAUAUUUGAAUGAGCUGAUCAAGGAGAGCCGCUUAACGACGUUACAGCGGAAGUCUCUGCAGGGUUGGCUAAGAUCCGGUGAGGAUUCACCGUCAACAACAUCGGUCCGUCCCGUUUCCGGAAUGUCUGCAGCUCCCAUCAAACGGUACCGGUCGACCAGACCGCGGAUGCUCAAGGACAUCGUCGAGUCUGGCGCCUACGAACCGGAAGCCUACAAACCUAGCACGAGACAAAAAAAUUACAACGGGGAAAAAGAAAAACUGCAGAGUAUUAUGGCUUACGGUAGAGUGACUAAAUUGGAUCCGGUAGCAGUAGUCAAAGUUUCCAAUAUCCAAAAAACCUCCAAUGAAUGUACCGAUGAAGAACUCAUUAACUCAGUUAUAUUAGAAAUUGAAGAUCGCGAAAAGUUUCUAUCAGACAUGGAAGCUUUGGGCCAAGGGUCCAAGUACAGUGCCUCCAUAAUCCACGAGAUUUGUGACCGGAUAAAAAAAUUGGAAGCUUUUGUCAGUAAAAAUGCCUGUAAACACAGGCUGGCAGAUGUGAAGGGCAUUGCUGAUAAAUAUCGAAUACCGUUGGGAUUACCGAAAACACUACCGGGAUCGGUAUCGAUCAUUUGAAUGAUGUAUUUAUAGUUUGGCAAAGAAUGAAAAGGAAAAUAUUUUAAUCGAAUUGUAUCGUAUAAUUCAAUCGAUUCUCUCGCAUCAAGUAUGGAAACCAACUGUAUGACGUUGUCCAACUAUCAUGGUACGUCUGUAGAAAUUUAAAAUUUAAAUAUAAAUUGAAAAAGCUCACAAAAAUGUAAAUCUAUUUCGUUGCGUUCAUUUUAACAUGUAUGUAAAUUUUGAACUGAAGUAAACAUAUACGUGUACAUACAUUUAAGUCCUAAACAGUUAGGUUAUGUCUCUACGGCAAAUUAAUAAUUUUCAACAAAGGUCUUUUCGAUAACAAAUUAUGAAUAAUGCAUUUUCAACUAUCACUUUAGGUCUGAUUUAUUAGAAAAAUUGUCAUGUAUUCCCGGUUUAACUUCAAAAGCUAAAUAAAUUAACUAUUUCCUUCUUGCACACCUAUUUAAAACACUGAGUAAGUAGUUUAUUUAUUAAUUUAGGAUAUUAUAAUAACGUAUAAUAAAUAAAUGUUCACAACAAUUUGAAUAUUGAAUAAUAAUUAUAUUCUCAAAGUAUGUUUUUUAUAUGAAAUAUUUUAUUUCUUUUAAUUUUAUUUCUAACAAUUAUAAAGAUAAGACCUACAAUUUCAAUUGUAAAUUUACCAUAAAAUAAACUAUAUCUAACUAUUGUAAAUUAUAUGAUUAUAUUAUUAUAUUAUGUAUUUUAUAAGUUUCACAGUGUACCUUCAAAGCAAACAAUUAUAUUCAAUAUUAAGUUAUUUGAUAAUUAAAUAGGUGCUUAGUAAGUAGCAAUGUAGAUUUAAUAUUUUGUUAUUGUUAAAGCAACAAAAUUUUAUUUGCUAAAUAUGUUAAUGCACUGAAACAAAAUAAUUUUUUGCUUCGUGCCUACUAAAAAGUUGUAAAAAAUGAAUAUGUUGUAACACUAUGGGUAUAUUUGCCAAGUAAAUAUUUAAUUUGUGCAUUUAAUG